Molecule: messenger RNA, 1690 nt
Organism: Gigantopelta aegis
Lineage: Eukaryota; Metazoa; Mollusca; Gastropoda; Neomphalida; Peltospiridae
Product: multiple epidermal growth factor-like domains protein 10
Exons: 10
Coding region: 125-1663 (512 amino acids)
Molecular function (GO): scavenger receptor activity
Source: RefSeq, a predicted model, not a curated record
UGACGGAUGUGUGUAUUCCGGUCCGACGAGAUAUUUAGUUGUCUGCUGGCACACUUGUGAAUACAGCACACCGUAUCUACAUAGAGGACGAUCUUUUAAUCCCUGGUUGGAGAGAUGUAAGAAAAUGUCGAAGUGUUGGCCGUUUCUGAUUGUCGCUGCUUCAUGGUUUUGUUUUCAGACCGACUCAGUGGCAGGUAUCUGCAUACCACCGAUGUAUGGCUUGGAUUGUAACUACACGUGCCAUUGUUAUACUUCAAACUGCGAUAGCGUCAUUGGUUGUUCUGGUGGCUGUGACAAAGGGUGGCAUGGAUCAAAUUGCAACAAAGAAAAUAUAGCUUUGAAACAACGUACAAGUCAGAGUUCCUACUUUAGCGGCUGGUGGAAAAAUUCCUCGCUUGCUGUAGAUGGAAGUCUUGUCCAAGGUAGCGGGGCGGAAUACUGUAUGUUUACAGAACCCGGUCAUCCAUACACAUGGUGGCAGGUGGACCUGGAUAAAGAAUAUUACAUACACAAGUUAGCGGUCCACUUCAGAAAAUGGCCAACAACUCGCAGAAAUGGAGUUAAGGUGUACAGCUCUCUUUAUGAAAGCCCGAACAUCACUGGUCACCUGUGUGGUUCUUCAACUCAGUCCAGUCCAGAUGUGACGUCAGUGACGUGUAACAAUACAGCUAGAUACAUCACACUAUACAAAGAUGACGACAGCAGAGGAGACACAGCAAUGAAUUUCUGUGAAGUUCAAGUAUUUGUCUGUGCUUUUGGAACUUUCGGUGAUAAUUGCACCUUGUUCUGUCACUGUCUGGAUGGACCAUGUGACUACAUAACUGGAGUAUGCACAGGAGGAUGUCAACAAAACUGGACUGGGAUAACUUGUAGUGAAUGUGAUUCUGAUCACUAUGGUCCUCUAUGUGAGAAAUCUUGCUCCAGCAGACACUGUGAUGAAUCAAGUGCUAACUCCUCAUGUAGUAAAGUGACUGGACGAUGUGACAACGGAUGUACAGCAGGAUGGACAGAACAAGACUGUACAAAGAAAUGUUCAAAGGAUAUCUAUGGAUUAAAAUGUGGAAAGUAUUGCAGUCUGCGACAGUGUCGUGGAAGUUCAUCUUGUGAUCACGUCACUGGAAAAUGUGACCAUGGCUGUCGUCGAGGAUAUUGGUCUGACGAUUGUAGAAUGAGAUGUCAAGAUGCCUAUGGUUUUAACUGUAACAUGUCCUGUGAUGCCCGACACUGUCUUGGUAGUCAGUACUGUGGCAUGCUGUAUGGAAGAUGUACAGGUGGCUGUCAAGCUGGCUGGGAGUUACGUGACUGCACAACUCCAUGUCAAGGUGGUAAAUUUGGACCUGUAUGUCAGUCAAAGUGUAGUGAACGACACUGUACAGGAGACAACUCAUCUUGUGAUGUUCAGAAUGGAACAUGCCAAUAUGGCUGUCAGCCGGGAUGGAAGAGCCCAAGUUGUAACUUGGUAUGUGGUAGAGGAUCCUAUGGCGCUGGUUGUAAAUUUAGUUGUUCACAAAGACACUGCCAAGUGAGUACGGCGAGCUGUAACAGUGUCAGUGGUUCCUGUAAUGGUUUGUGUCAGGACGGUUGGAUAGGAGUCGACUGUGCAGGUACAUUGAAUUUUUGUCAACAUAGCGCUUUUAUUUUUGUAAACAAAUUUCAAAGUUAAACGUUUGAAAACAAAUUAAUUGUUGGU